AUGAGCUCGUCGCCUGCCGGCCCUUACCUCUCGCCUUCCCGUACACGGCGCGGAAAGGAGCGUCGAAAUCCUUCCGUUACACCAAGACGAUUUGGCAGAUUCUUCACACCCCGGUCCUCUCUCCCAGGAGGCAUUACUCUACGUCUGCCUCUCGAAAGCCUCAACAGCUCCGAUACCAACCGUCGACCGGUAUCUCCAGACUCCUUGGCCAGUGAUGCCUUGAUGUCGGAUCCGAUAUGCUCCUCGCCUACGGAAAAUACAGUUCGUGGCGGCACGAGCAAGCGGCACUGCCCGGAAAGCUCUAUGCAGGCUCUCAAGAGGAGACGCGGCUUUCGUAUGGAUGAUUUGUCGCUGCCCGCGCUUAGGCUGCCCGGAACUGCUUCGGAUAUUGCCACAGAGGAAGGCGCCACACCCCGUUCCGCCAACGAUAGCCUAGGCGACAGACGAAAAGCCACUCUUAAUUUAUUUUUCAAAGCCAGUCGUAGUGGGCUGCGCAGUAUAGAAGAAAAAUCCCGCCCGUCUACGCCAGACGUCAUAUCAGCCGAUGUUCAAGACCAUGCGCCGCUCGAAGGGUACAAGCCACAGCCGAUCCGGAAGUUUCGUAAUCGUGGUUUCGAGUCACAGCUCCUCAAUCGUGAACAUGGCUACUCCUCUUAUACCGGCCAACAGCAUUUCGCCACACCGGCAUCUGACUACCGGGCCGAAACAGCCGCCUACUACAGCCGCAGCACAGACCUCCACCAAUGCACAGCAUACAACGGCCCUGGCAACACGAUUCCCUUUUCACUAGCCAGCUGCCACAAAGCUCCCGUCACAGCUAUUGGCGACGAGCAGGGCUACGUGCGCCUCUUCAACACAACUGACGGCGGCAACUCCACCGACUCCAAGGUGGAUAUCCACAUCAAGGCUCACGACAAUGCCAUUAUGAACCUUGCCUUUUCCGACGAUGACCUACGUCUGGCUACUGCCUGCGGCGAUCGCACAGGAAAGAUUCUGGAUGUCGCUACGCAAACUGUAGCAAUCGAGCUCAGCGGCGGCCACUAUGACUCUCUACGCCAAAUCGCCUUUCAAAAGGGCCAAGCCAACGGCAACACAUUAGCUACCUCGGAUCGCGCCGGCCGCAUUCAAGUAUGGGAUCUGCGCUGCUCUCCUAUCCCUGUCAGCUGCUUCUCUACCCUCGGCAGCGAAAGUAGGAUCCUGCAUCGUGAUACUAGCCUCGAGCCCGUCUCUAUCAAGACUGUCAACACGAUUGACAACUCUCACGAGCGCAAGAUCAAUGGUUCCACCAACUCGGCCUCCGUCACUGCCGUCCAAUGGCUCCCCACGGGCCGCGAGCACCUUCUCCUCUCUGCGUCCGAGGCCGACGCAACCAUCAAGCUGUGGGACACGCGCUACAUCAAGCCUCGUCGACAGCUCGGCGAGACGCCGCUCGCCAUGACCCAGGCCCCCACGAGCCACGCGUGGCGCUCCUACGGUACGACCUCGAUGGCGCUGAGCUCCGACGCGGCGCGCCUCUACGCCGUCUGCAAGGACAGCACCGUGUACGCGUACUCGACCGCGCAUCUCAUCCUCGGCCACGCGCCCGCUCUCGAGGACAAUGCCGCCAAACGCAAGCCCGGCGGAGCCCAGGGUCUCGGCCCUCUGUAUGGCCUCAAGCACGACAUGUUCCGCGUGCACUCAUUCUACGUCAAGUGCGCUAUGCGCCCCUCCCGCAUCGCAGGUGGACCCGAAGUCCUCGCCGUCGGCAGCUCCGACUUUUGUGCCGUCCUCUUCCCCACCGACGAGCGCUACCUCCGCACCUCCUGGGCGGCCAACGCCCACCUCCUUCCCGAGGCACGCUCCGGCUUCUUUUCCACCUCGUCCUCCUUCCUCUCCUCCACGACGCCCGCAGCCACGACGCCCUUUUGCUCUACACCUUCCGGCGGCGGCAGUGGCAGCAGCACCGUGCCCCUCUAUCGCGCCGGCACGCCCCUCAUCCGCGGCCACUCGCGCGAGGUCACCACCAUGAGCUGGUCCCACGAGGGCAAGCUUGUCACCGCGUCCGACGACUACGUCGUGCGUCAGUGGCAGCAGGACGCCUCCGCGGCGCGUCACCUCCGCACCGUGGGCGAGUUUGGCGGCGAGCGCCACAUGGCGGGCUGGGCCGACGUGGCGGCCGACUGGGACAUCGAUGACGAGGAGUAA
Akanthomyces muscarius is the source of this 2184-nucleotide messenger RNA. RefSeq lists its product as uncharacterized. The transcript is spliced from 3 exons. Gene Ontology annotation, biological process: proteasome-mediated ubiquitin-dependent protein catabolic process. Lineage: Eukaryota; Fungi; Ascomycota; Sordariomycetes; Hypocreales; Cordycipitaceae. The record is from RefSeq and is a predicted model, not a curated record. Gene Ontology annotation, molecular function: protein-macromolecule adaptor activity; protein binding. Gene Ontology annotation, cellular component: nucleus. Bases 1 to 2184 code for a protein of 727 amino acids.